Messenger RNA from Myxocyprinus asiaticus (Chinese sucker), 7667 nucleotides. RefSeq names its product palmitoyltransferase ZDHHC21. The record is from RefSeq and is a predicted model, not a curated record. Gene Ontology annotation, biological process: protein targeting to membrane; peptidyl-L-cysteine S-palmitoylation. Gene Ontology annotation, cellular component: Golgi apparatus; endoplasmic reticulum. The transcript has 8 exons. Bases 497 to 1291 code for a protein of 264 amino acids. Gene Ontology annotation, molecular function: protein-cysteine S-palmitoyltransferase activity. NCBI's taxonomy places the organism in Eukaryota, Metazoa, Chordata, Actinopteri, Cypriniformes, Catostomidae.
UAUUUAAUGCUUACAUUUGAAUUUAGAAACCGUACAUACUGCAAAGAGCAAUACAGCAUAAAAUAAACUGGAAAAUGAAUAACAAAUAAAGCACAUACAUAAAGUUACAAAUAUAAAACAACAAAUAAAUGAAUAAGUAUAAACCUCCAGACAAGCUAACACACUUUUGAACAAAUAGCCUAUCUUUCAGUUGAGGUAAUAUUUCUUUUCAGGUAUGUUUUGAUCGCUUUCUUGUUUGAAGCAGAACACAUGGAAGUUGGGCUUUCUCACACAGACCGCAUUCAUGUGUUACUGUCAUUUUGACAGUUCAGAGGUGCUGCUCACAAAAGGUGUUUCGCACUUUGCGGCUUCCGUACAAUCACAGUCCAGGAAGAAGCGUUGAUACCUUUUAGUCAGAAGACUACGCCAAACCCUCAACGCUGAACUGACAAUCCGCCGUGUAAAGAAAUAGAGUUGCUCCAGUUAUCCUGGCACAUACUGUACAUUAUCCGGAAGGAUGAAGCUGCGACUGCAUUUUGUGGUGGACCCCAUGGGCUGGUUCUGCAUUAGCACAGUGCUGUUCAUCUGGCUCUAUAAUACCCUCCUCAUUCCCAAGCUGGUGCUGUUGCCACAUUAUGCAGAGGAACAUAUACCUUCUGCGCUAGUGGUCUGUUACUAUCUAGCAUCACUGCUGUGUGUCUCAGCAUUGCUCAGGGCUUCCACCGCUGACCCCGGAAAACUUGCUCAGGAACCCAAAAUUCCACUUGCUGAGAGAGACAGUUUGGAACUGUGCAAUAAAUGUAACAUGAUGAGGCCAAAGAGGUCACACCACUGCAGCCGCUGCGGCCACUGUGUCCGUCGCAUGGACCACCACUGUCCUUGGAUUAAUAACUGUGUUGGGGAGGAUAACCACUGGCUCUUUCUGCAGCUGUGUUUUUACACUCAGGUUCUGAGUCUUUACACUCUGGUGCUGGACUUCUGCCAGUACUACUACUUCCAGCCUCUGUCCUCUGUGGACCUGGAGGAGUUUGCGGUACGUCAUGAGUUAGCUCUGCUCCGUGUGUCUUGUUUCAUGGGGCUGAUCAUGUUUGGUGGAAUGGGCGGCCUUUUCUACACACAGCUCAAAGGAAUCCUCACAGACACAACUACUAUAGAGAAGAUGUCCCACUCAUUGGAAGACAUUGGCCAUCGGCGGCCGUGGCAGCAAGCUAUGGCUGAGGUGUUUGGCACUCGCUGGAAGAUCCUGUGGUUCCUGCCGUUCAGGAGCAGACAGCCUUUGAAGCUGAACCUGACCUCCCGCUCUCAUGUGUAGAAAGCCAGACAGAGACGCAUACAGCACUCCAGUGGGGAAUGUGGGCCACCCUCUGCCCUCUCUCUUCCCCCUCAUCCCCACAAUGACUUGGUAUCUCUAAAGGAUCAAACUCCUUCAGGUUCUUGAAACAACUGACAAUGAUCUGACUCAUAUCUAUUCAUAUAGAUGCAAAAAAACUUACAGUUUCUGUUGAACAAUGUCAUGUCAAAAAAAAGUUAUGAUGCCAUAAACUUCCAGAAAUCUUUUUUCUUUUUCUUUUUUCCUUCUUUUUUUUUUUAAUUUCAAAUUUUGGGUCAGGCUGCAUGUUUACCAAUGAAAGGAGAAUAAUUGAUUUUGUGGCUUUGUUGUCUCCAGGGUAACCCUUAUUUGUUGACAUCUUGGCCCAGCCCGCUUCCCCCAGGUAUGGGUCACGUGAGCGGUUGUCAUGCGAGUAGGGAAGCGGAGUGGGAGGAGAUUGUUGUCUGGUUUUAUGCACUGAGGGUUGAUGGCUCUAGAGGUGAGUCAUGACCUCUGGCAUGAGUGAAAGACACUGCUGAAGUCCAAAAACUGGUCGCUCACAAUUGCAUACAUGCACACACACAUGCACACAUUUACAAAUAGAAACGUGGUUUACAAUGACUUGAAAACACAAAUGCUGUCUUGUGCUUACACAUACCUCACCAAACACUGCUAAUGCCUCUUCUGAAAUGUUGUCUAUUACAACUGCGUUUGAUUACGCUUUUGUCUUUUGUUUCAUGAUUCUUGUUUUCGUGCCUUUUUAAAUCCACAAGUUUUUAACUUAUUUGUGUCUUAUUUUUUUCACUCAGUUAUUUUUAUAUCACAAUAUUCAAGUCACAUUGCAAACUUGAUUAUUUUUACGAUUUUGGAGGUGAAGUUAAGCCAAUGUUAGUAAUAAUACUCAUUUAUGAAAUAAUACGUUUCAUGUGGGGAAAAUGGUAUUGUGAAAAUGUAUAACAUUUUAGAAUCUAAAGUCACUAAAUUGCUUUACUUGAUGUAAAUACUUUAUUCACCAAAAAGGCAAGGAUGAAACAAUUUUAAUUUUUAAGCCCAGAUUUUACCUAAGGCUAUUACACAACACCAUAAACAAAUGGGAUUUGUCAUUUAAAUGGAUUUUUAAUUACUUUUGUAAAUCAAGGACCAAAUUUCCAAUAGUCUGAAGUGCCUCUAAACAUGCACCAUGCACCACUUUCCACAUGCACCAAUGCUACUUUAGUGGUUUUAGAUCAGAUAUUCUUUACAAUGGCCUGAAUACACAAUAAUAUAUUGUUAUUGCCCCAUUCCUCAAGCAAAAUUUUUAGUUCAAAUUGGUAUUUAACAUAUUAAUAUCGACAAUCCAUAUUGAAUUACACCUGCAGCAAAUGGUUCAAUGUGCAAUACUGGUGUUUGUCUACUGGGCCGCAGAGUAAAGCUGGUAACCCUUUCUGGCCUGAAUGUCAACGUUUAAAUUCUGAGAGGUGAAGGCCCUUCUAUUAAAGCUGAUUAGUUUGAAUUGACUGAUGCAAGGGGCCGUAGCCUUUAGCCUCCUCAUUAGCGCGUCUGCCUCCCAUGCCAGACGAUGCCGGUUCGAAUCCCGCUCUGAGCGGGUCGAGCAGGACUGGUUACAGUGGUGCCAUGACCUAGAUAGGAGUGAGGUUUAGGGGGGUUAGUGUAACGGGAGCCAGCUGGGACACGAUAGCUGUGUGGAAUGUGUAAACCUCACUCCCCUGGCCUCAAGAGGCGCACUAGCAACUAGCCUUUAGCCUCCUCGUUAGCGCGUCCCCCUCCCAUGGGUUGAGCAGGACUGGUUACACAUAACACUCCAAUUGAAUAAUCGCGUAAAAUGGCUGCUUGGCUUUUCGAUACAGCAAUUAAAUGCUGACAACAUUAGCUCAAUACUAGACAUAUUGUACCUACCUGAAUAUGUAUUGUGAAUAUCAAACAUUCACCAUUUUUUAUUUAGAUCUUUUUUUUUUAAAUAGCCUUUUAUUGACAUUUUUCUGGUUCAUGUUACUUUCAGUUUACAUUUUGUAUCUUGUGAUUUUAUGUAAGGGGUUGUAUAAUGGGCUGUAAAAGUACUACUGGGUUUGGUUAUGUGAGUUAUUUCACUAAUUUCUGAUACACUUUAUAUUUUACAUACAAGAUGUUUUCAUUAACUUUUUCUUAGUUGCCAAACCAGUGAUAUGAAGUUGUGCAAUCCUUUUCGUCAUUGCCCAACAAUUUAAUGCUGGGGAAAAGAUGCAGUGCUGGCGCUAUAUGAUUGAUUCCUUUACUUGAUGAAAUAAUAUGUAAUAUGUUUAAUAUUACGGCGCAACUAUAAUAUCCUUAUAUUAACAUUAUAUAAAUUAUUAAGAGAGCUUAAGAUGUGCAAUGAUGUACUCGUAGCUUUUUGUUUAUAUAGGGUGUGUUCAUGUAUCGGUGUCCCCCUUGUGAAGCAAUAAUAAGGCCUGUUAGAAUUUCCCCAUUCCUAUAGCAAAUACUAUUGUACAUGCAGGCUGCUUACUGAACAUUAUUGAAUCUUUUCCUCAUGAAUAUUGAAACUACUAAUUGCUGCAACCCUAUUCAGGUUCAUGAUUGAAAUGGUGUUUUUGUUUAUUUUGUUCACAUGUGGUGUCAGUUAAAAUGUUUAUUUUUUAAUCAUGGGAUCCUGAGGUAUAUCAGAUAUAAAUUGUUAUUUAUGAAGGUGUUUUUUUUUUUUUUUUUUUAUCAUUUUUUGCUAGAUCUUUGUUCAUUUUUAUGACGUUAAUAAUAAAAAUAACGUUUGCUUCUUUUCACAUGAACUAUAUAUUUAAACUGUAUAUUUAAGAGUAAUUUAUUGUACAUUAUUAGUUUGAUUUAUAAACUUGUGUUUAUAAAUGUUGUUGAGCUCAUUUCACGACAGGAAUAUUGAGCGACAACCUCAAUGUCCAAUCACAGAGGGGCAAAGGUCUUCCUUUCAUUUGUUUCUUUUUAAUAAAGAUGAAAUCGUCCCAUCUGCUGUGGAAUUUUGGCUGUCAAUCUACCGUGUGAGUUAUUUUCAUAUGCUUAAACCAAUAAAGCUUGACUCAUCCUUCCCUGCACAACCUCUUACAGCACAUUUGAAACCAGUGCCGUCAUCUUCUCAUUUUUUACUUCUUCGUCUCAGACUUAAAGGGAAAGUUCACCCAAAUAUGAAAAUUCAGUCAUCAUUUAUCCUCAUGUUUUUCCAAACCGGUAUGACUUUCUUCUGUGGAGAACAAAAGAUGUUAGACGGAAUUUUAGCUUCCGUCACCAUUCACUCUCAUUGUAUGGAAAAAAAAAUAGCAAUGAAAGUUAAUGGUGACAGGUUUUCCACUUUAGUGGACUACAGAGGAACAAAAGACAUACAAGUUAGGAAAAACAUGAGGUUUAGUAAAUGAUGACAGACUUUUCAUUUUUGAGUGAACUUUCUCUUUAAAUUCUGUUUUCCCCCAUUCACUAAUAUUCUAUCCACUAAUUUCAGUUAAUUACAUUCAUUUCCACUUGUACAUUGUUGUUAAACAGUGACCUUUCAGUUAACCCUAUACAUUUAUGUUCAUUUAGAGUACAUGUAUUUCUUACCAGAUCCACACACACUGACCGUCUGGACGGAGGCUUUGUAACACCAGAUUUAUUCUGUUGCAACACCAUGGUUUAUCAUUUGCAUCAAAAGCUUUUCUUGAGACAGUUAAACAAUUAGCUCUGAGGCCUGUGGAUGAGAUUACAGCAACUGACAUUUUGAACACCUUGGUCUCCUUUAUCUAAUGACUGACUUGAUCUGAGUUGUCAGCUGGUUCUCCACCUGUUCUAAAGCUGUUUAUAGUAAAGACAAACCGUAAGCCUCCUAGAAAACAAUAAGCACUUUCUGCAGUAUAUUCCUGCUCUCUGAAUAGUUGUCAACAAAGGAAAGUAUUUACACUCAAAAAAUGAAGUCAUAAUGAAAUCAUAAUGGAACUAUGAUUCCAUCUAGUUGAAUUUAAUUAUAGAAAGUUUUUACACAUAAUAGAAUGUCUUUCAUUCAGAAAAAAGUCAGUUUCAUUGAGCCAACGUAAUUUAGUUGGAUUAGGUCAAAUUAGUGUACUGUCAACCUUUACGAUGUACUUAGGUUUACUUAAUUUUCUUAUGAUGGUCCAACUUAAUUUAUAAAUCAUUAGUAUAUACUAGGUGAGCAAGUGUAAGGACAGUGAAACUGUUGGACUCCCAAUUAAAUAGCAACUGCUUACAGUAUUGAGCUAAGCAGCACUCUGAUCAAGUAUCGCUUGAAAGUGAAAAUCCAUCUUCAUCCUAUGCAAAAGCACCAUUCUUCACCACAAAAGUUACACCCAAAACCUCAGCAUAACAGGCAUCGUUUUAAAUACCAAUAACAGAACAUUAAACAUAAGCAAAUCUUGUCCUAUUCUCAUCUUGUUUACAAAUGCAUAAAAUAACACUUAAUUUCAACAUUUACUCUUCCUAUCCAGUCUCAUGCAAAGCAUGCUGGCAAAUGGAAAUCCCCUUCCCAGUUUUUAUCAAUGCUACAUUAACACAAAAAGUAUUCAUGUAGUCCCAACCUAAAUGGAUUAAGUAAACUUCCAUUUACACUGUAGUGCUUCCAGCUAUCAUGUAUUUUGCAUGCUAACAUUCACUUUCACUAGUUAGUACAUACAGAAAUAAGAGAUUUUAUUUGCGUUACAUUGACACAUCUAAUUUUGUUAGGUUUACCCAAUUCAACUAUUUUUUUUUUUGUUUCUACACAAAGUGUUUGUGUUGAGCUUACAUAGAAAUGUUAAGAAAACUCACUUCAAACACAUGUAAUCACUGUCCACGAUUCAGUUCAGCCAAAGAGCUAUUUUAUUAUUUAAAUUUUUUGAGUUAGUAUAGUGGUCUUUUUAUGAAAAUUAUUAAAGGAAUGGUUCACCCAAACAGUGAAAAUUCUGUCAUUAUUUGCUCAACCUUAUGCUGUUUUUACCCUUUAUGCAGUUAAAUUUUCUGUGGAAUACAAGAAAUCUUAUAUUGACAUAAAUUUCAGUCCGCUGAUCACACACAACUUUUGUAUGGCUUCAGAAGACUUGGAAUAUGGUGCACAAGUUGUAUGAACUACUUUUAUGGUGCUUUAUAGUGCUUUUAUAUAGUGUUGACAGCCCAUGGACCUUAUGAACUGUCGUUGUAUGUAAAAGUUUAAUGUGAAGAUUCAUCAUAUUUCUCCUUUUGUAUUCUUCGGAAAAAUAACAGAAUAUCACUUUGGAACAACAUGAGGUUAAGUACAUAAUGCCAGAAUUUUUAUUUUUAGGCGAGCUAUUCCUUUGAGGUAUUUGAAAAAUGAACCUGUUUGCCUCAACUCUAGAAAUUUUGCUUUUGCAGAUAUGGUUAAUAUUGUUCAAGGGUUAUCUUCGAAAUAACCUUUUUAUUUGGGCAGUUAAAGGUUUUGUUUGUGGUGUGUUUUUUUGGCAAGAUAUUGUUGGCUGUGGCAGCGGUGUUUUGCCUCCCAGCAACCCACUAUGUGCCUGGCCAGUUGCCCAAUGUCCUCUCUGUCUGCUUCUGUGUCUCAUGCCCUGGUGUGUGCCAGGGUCUCUCUGGUGAUAGGCACUGUUCCACACACGGUCACUAUGACAGUUAAGUGCCAGUUUGGGGUUCCAGUUGGAGGCCCUGGCAACACACAUGCACUGAUAGCCAAUAUCUCUCUAACCAGUGGUUGAAAAAGUGCAAAAGGUCUGUUUGAUUAGGUCUGUAUUCUCAAAAACUUGGACAUCAAACCAUUACCAUAACGUUUACUUUUGCUUCCAAUAAAUAAUUUUUCACUUAGCAAUUAGCAUUGUUUUUUGUGUUUUUUUUUUUUUUACUACAAUUAAUACAUUUAACACAGACCUUGGUAAUUAUGUUCCUCAAUAAGUCAUUAACAAACAUUAUUACAAGGCUCCCUGUUAUACUUUAUUGAUUGGUCAAUCAAUGAAUUCUGCGGCCCGCUAAACUGUAUAUUUGACCAUUGGUAACACUUUGUUUACUUCUAUUCAUUAGUUAAAUGCUUGCGGUAUUAUGAACUAAUACAAUGAACAAUAUUCUUUUACAUGUUCUUGGUUAAUAUUAAUUUUAAAAAAAUAUUGUUCGUUCGUGCUCGUAAUGCAUUGACUGAUGUUAUCGCAUACAUCUUAUAAUGUUAAAAAUGUCCUGUAAUUAAUGUACUUAACAUUAAGUUUUAUAAAUGUUGUAAAAGUAUUGUGUGUUCACUGUUCCUGUUAACUACUGCUUAUUAAAGCCUUAUUAAACCUUAAUAAGUUACUUACUGCUUAUUACCUUAUUAAAAAGUGCUACCUGCACGUCAUUUGUCCCUAGUAACCAAUUUCAUUAUUUCUCUUGUAUCACUCUGCUGCCUUUUUCUUUUCAUAUUACACAUAAAAAUCAAAUCAAUAUUUAAUGCCCAUUAUUUUUCUUAUUUGGUAAGUAGUAA